AGACACACCACUCGGUGCACAAGUGCAGGACUCGCACCGCAGUGUGCAAUUGACCCAACCGCCAUGAAGCCCAUCUAUCUCGGAUCGCUUCUCGCUCUUCUUGCCGUGUCGGUCGACGCGCAUGGCCGGAUGAUUGCACCGCCGGCGCGCGGGUUCAUGGGCCGCCUUGACCAAUUCAACUUUGCGCCAAUCGACUACGACGACGACGGUCUCAGCGCCGGUGGCAUUGGCGCGACCAGUGGCGGUCGCCAUGGCGUCUGCGGCGAUCCGUACUCGCAGGCGUCGCCCCGGGACCACGAAACCGGCGGCAAGUACGGUCUCUUUCCCACGUACCGAGAGCGCGCCAUUACGUCGUGCUACGCGCCGGGGGCCGUCGUCGACAUUGACAUCCAAAUCACUGCCAAUCACCGCGGCAGCUUCACCUUUGGUCUCUGUAAGCUGCUCGGGAAGAAUGACAAGGAGACCGAGGACUGCUUCACCGAUCUUUUGCAGCCAAAUGGCAACAAGCAGUGGCCGCUGCCCGGUGGUAACAAGAACUUUCGACUCCAGUACGUGCUCCCGUCGGGUGUCACGUGCGACGGUGAUGCCCACUGCGUCCUGCGGUGGUGGUACACGGGUGGCAACAACGCCGGCGUCGGGCCCGACGGCCAAGAAAAGUUCUGGAACUGCGCCGACAUCUACAUCAGCAACGCCUGCAACGGCACCAACCCGUUCCCGACGCCUGUCCCAACGCAUCAGCCGUCGCCAGACGAUGGGUCCGGGGGCUACUACCCGCCGACGCCCACCACAAAGGUGCCGACACCAACGCUCGUGCCGACAGUGACGCCACGCCCGACAGCAACCGCUGCACCCACCACAAGUGCGUCACCGCCUACAGGCGCACCAGGCGACAAGUGCAAUGGACAGAAAAACGUGUGUUAUUGGCCGACGUCGCAUCAAAUCGUACCCUACAGCAAAGCAGACUGCGUGCUUUUUAGCUCGUUUGUGUGGUGCCCGUAG
Molecule: messenger RNA, 999 nt
Organism: Saprolegnia diclina VS20
Lineage: Eukaryota; Oomycota; Saprolegniomycetes; Saprolegniales; Saprolegniaceae
Exons: 1
Coding region: 64-999 (311 amino acids)
Source: RefSeq, a predicted model, not a curated record